UUUUAUGUGGCCCUGUGCUGUUGUGUCCUUGUGUUCAAACUCCACCUUCUGUCAAGUAAUGGCAUGCAAACUUUGGAAGUCCACACCCCUGUUCAGCAAUAUGCUUCCAGUAGCAAUUCAGAUCAGCAGUUCUGAGCUAUACAGUAAAAAUGGGACUUAAGUUUCUUUAAACUGGUAGUUUAUUUAUAGUUAAAAUUGUGAGGAAGAAUUAAGAAGCCUAAACAGUUAAGUUACAGUAUGUCUGCCCUGGAUUACAAGAAUGUUUGUUUUGGAUAACAAGAGCUUUCAACUGAUUGCAAGACUGAUACAGAAGGAGGCUGCAUGGUGGCUUGUCAACAGUGUGGAGUCAUUAGCUCUUUGGAAGUCGGGUCCUAAGAGGUAGCAGCCCUGAUGGAUCUGACCCUGUGGCAGUACCAGUUCCGGAUCAUCAUGCUGGGGGACUCCACCGUGGGGAAGUCCUCUCUAUUAAAGCGAUACACUGAAGAUCUGUUUCUGGACACCAUCAACCAGACGGUGGGCGUAGACUUCUAUGUGCACUUCCUGGAAGUGGAACCAGGCGUACGAGUCAAACUGCAGUUCUGGGACACAGCCGGACAGGAGAGGUUCAGGUCAGUAACUCGCUCCUAUUACCGCAAUUCUGUGGGAGGACUUCUGGUGUUCGACAUGACCAACCGAGCCUCAUUCGAGCACAUUAAAGAAUGGCACGCGGAGGUUUGUGAGAGAGUCCAACCCUUCAAGGUGGUCUUUGUCCUGGUGGGCCAUAAGGGGGACCUGGAGGAGAACGGGGAAAGGGCGGUGAGCCGGGACGAGGCGGAGAAACUGGCCGGACAGUUGGGAAUGCCAUAUGUGGAAACUUCGGCUAAAACUGGGCAAAAUGUGAGGGAGGCGUUCGAGAUGGUGGCACGGAGAGUGUACCAGGGGCUGCUGAGCGGAGAGGUGCAACUACAGGAGGGCUGGGAUGGGAUCAAGUGUGCCGCUCCUCAGGCUCUACAGUUGAGGAGGGCCAGUAUGGCUCAAGCUAAUGCCGCCGCCAAGGAGAAGAAAUGUUGUCCUUGAACUGGGUAGUGGUUUGAAGUAGGGCUGGGCGAUCUGACAAUAUGACAUUUAUCCACAAUGAAUGUCAAUCUUGUCGUGCCGUUUAAAUUGAGUCGCACAGCACAAAUUUGAAGUAGAGGUGAAUGGUUAUACGUGGUCAACAUACAAGACGCAAUAUUGAACAAGCUGUUUUGAAGCUAUACAUGUCUCUGAUUGGCUAAUUCACCUGUCAAUCACGCCCAUCUGAAAACAGGGAGCUUCACGGGUGACCAGACUCGCAUAUUUUUAAAGUAUUGAAGAAGUGUGUACUCUGGGUCACAGGUAAAUAAUUCCCAAAAUUAUCGAGAUAUUCAUCUUUGAUCAAUAUCCAAAAUACUGUAGGUCAUCUCUAGUCUUUCAUUUGUAUUUUCUAACAAUAAGAUAAGUAAAAAAAAAAAAAAAAAAUUAAAAUGAAAUACACUUUUAUUUAUUUUUCUGUUGAGGUUACCCCAUAGCUCUAUAUGAAAGCCUAAAUAGUAAUAAGUUGAACUGUUAAUGCUGUGUUGAUUGUAGAAUUGCACAACAUUUGAAUAAUUGUUUUGGUUUAUUAUAAUAUUUGAAAUGUUUUGAGGUAAAUUCCAUCUUUUCAUCUGUUUGCAAAUGCCGGACACCGUAAGUUAGACCACAGGGUAACUGAUUAGAGUAGAGAGAAGGGAAAGCAUCGCAAAAGCAUUUCAAAUUAGGUAAAGUUUUGGGAUUGCAGUCAACUAGCAAGGGCCAUAAUUUAUAACGUUGAUCAGCGGAAACAUGGAAGUCAUUUUUACCAACUACCCAGAACGCCUCUUACUCUUAGUACUUUGAGUCCUAAUACAUAAAAAGCCUAUAAGCACCUUGGAUUUGACUUAAAAUAUGGGGUUGGUUUAGUUUUGUACCAUGGAAUGUAACCCACACCUACCAAAAAGGUCCAGACUGUUCUUUUCGGGCUGGAACUUUUUUUUUUUUUUUUUCAGAUUUGUGGAUCAUCAGUACAUGGUGGCAAGAAGAAAACUUUUAUUUAGGUUCAUUACUAUUGUCUAGUAGUCAUAGUCAAUUACCGAUAGUUAUGUUUUUGGGUUUUUGGGCUCAGGACAUUCCUUCAGACUGAGCAUUGACUUCCAUGUCUUGUAAAUAAUUGCUCACCAUGUAUUCUGAAGUCCAAUGGAUUAAAAUUCCUAAUCCUUCUCUUCAUUGUGACGUAGUUAAUCUAAGUUAUCCCAUGUUCUAACUAAUGGUGUCUUUACGUUUGAAGCGGUCUGUGUAUGUAUGAACUGACAUAAUUUAAAAACUGCAUUUUACAUUAACCUUUGACUAAUUGAAAGAGGAUUUGAAGGUGGGAAAUAUUUAAGUGUGUACAAAUAUACUGUAAA
Periophthalmus magnuspinnatus is the source of this 2420-nucleotide messenger RNA. RefSeq names its product ras-related protein Rab-39B-like. The coding region runs from base 391 to 1056 and encodes 221 amino acids. The record is from RefSeq and is a predicted model, not a curated record. Gene Ontology annotation, molecular function: GTP binding; GTPase activity. The transcript has 3 exons. Gene Ontology annotation, cellular component: Golgi membrane. Lineage: Eukaryota; Metazoa; Chordata; Actinopteri; Gobiiformes; Gobiidae.